UACACACAGAUUCACAGACCCACACACACACAUACACAAACACACACACACACAUACAUUAUUUUCUACAUUAUUCAGAAGUCUACUAACUGAACAUCUUUCAAUGAGAGAAUUUUAUACAACAGGCCAAACAGGAAAUAUUCUGUAUUUUACCUGUAGCUACAGACAACAUUUAUAUUUUUAAAUUACGGGGCAAAGUCCGGUUAACCAGCUGCUCCCCUCCCCCCGUCACACAUCCGGGCGGUAUGAGCGAGUUUUUACGAUGAAGACAACGCCUCCUCAGGAGAACUAAAGCCGUAACACAUCAAACUAAAACUCAGUUGUAUCCCUCCGUCAACAUGUAUCUCCUGGCGCUGAUGUUCGGGAUUCUGCUUCUACCUGAAGCCUCCACCCUGAGAUGUCACGUGUGUUCCGAGGGAGACCCGGUACAGAAUGCCCUCAGGGUCAACAGUGUGCUGCAACGAAAAUCGUUUCAUACGAAGGUGGUUCAAAAGUUGAAAUAAACUCACAAAAAUGUCUCAAAGCUGAAGAGUGUGUCGAUCACUCGAUCAACUAUGGACUCUCCCAAACCAAAGUUACCACCAAGUGUUGCAACACCCCUGACCUCUGCAACAAAGAUCUGCUGGCCCCAGAACUCCAAUCCAAACCAAACGGUAGACUGUGCUACUACUGCGAUGAUCAUUCUUGCACCAACACCCUAAUGUGUGAGGGGAUUGAGCAAUACUGCAUCUCACUUACAGGCACCCAAGGAGGACAAAAGGUGACCGAGAAGGGCUGCGCCUCCAACUACAUUUGCACUGCGAAGGAUAAAUUCUGGCCCGCAGAAAUAACAACUAGCUGUUGCCAGGGCAACCUCUGCAACGGCGCCAGUAACCACGGCGCCGGCCUGGUUCUGCUGGUCGCCCCGCUGCUCUCUCUGCUCGUGACCUCUUAUUAACUCCUGGAGAUGCUGGAACCAGGGAGGGAAAGAUGUAAUUGAGAUUAUUUUUGACUGAUACUGCGAUUGUGAUAUGAGUCACGAUAUUGGAGGUUAAUGACCAAUUUUGUAUCAUUAUUCUCAUUUCAUUGAAAUAUUGAAGUGUGAUAUUUUUUUUUGCAUGAAUCUGUAGCAAGCAAAGAUGAUUUCUGUAGUUUGUAGGAGAGGAUUUGUAGGCCUGGAUGUCUCUGCAGCACCAUAAUACUUUAUUUUAGAACGGUUUGACACAUAUUGCACUAGUCCAUAUUGCGAUUUCGAUAAAAUUAUGAUUAAUUGUGCAGCCCUAACUGGACCUUUUUCACAGCAGACAUGUUAACUUGUCAUAGCAGGAAAAGCACAGCUGAGAUUGAUCACCUUAACGAUGGCUCAGUUCCAUCAAGUGUCCCAGUAAGAUAUUACAGUGAUAGUGAACUAUAUUUCUGUCAGUUAAAGCUAUAGUGCACACACACACACACACACAGACACACACACACACAAAUACACACACAGACCCACAGAAACACACACA
Messenger RNA from Perca fluviatilis (European perch), 1484 nucleotides. RefSeq lists its product as uncharacterized. The record is from RefSeq and is a predicted model, not a curated record. The coding region runs from base 398 to 937 and encodes 179 amino acids. NCBI's taxonomy places the organism in Eukaryota, Metazoa, Chordata, Actinopteri, Perciformes, Percidae. The transcript has 5 exons.